UUCGUCCUUGACCUCUAUUAUAUUAUUGUUUCUCCCCGGGACAAGUGUCUUUCACAUCCUAAGCCAUGUUUCCCUUCGGAACGAAGGGCACAGUCGCCCCUAAGGCAAGGGAGGACCGUGACGCUAUACAGUACGCAAGCUAUUCCGCGCGCAAAGUCGCAAACCACGGUCCGCCUCCUUUACGAACUUACGCUGGGGAAAAGGCGGCCUAUGACUUUACAGCUGGCGCAGAGGAUAAGAAUAUCGCUGCCUCCGAAGAUACAAAGGGUCGUGGAAGGUUCUUCACGACGUCAACAGGUUUAUGGCAGCGGCCAUCCGUGGCGAGUCCUGCUUCAACGUCAUCCACCGGCGGUGGCAGUCAGUGGCCCGAAGCAAGUGCGGUGCAGUACCCUCAGCCUUCACCUGGAUACGAAUCUCAAGCAACUUUAUUCAAGAAGCGCAUUCCUACCGGUCCUGCAGCUAUGGUAUCACACGAUACAAGGCCUAUUCAAUCUCUGCCUUCUGCGCAAGCGGACAGAUCGAGAGAUCCACGAUUGACCGCUACAGAUAUCGCGCCUGAUACUGCUUUGAAACCUGUUGAAACGCCCGAAAAACCAUUAGAUCCAAGACUUUACAGACCGAGCCCCUAUCCACCCUCGCAACCUACCCAGUCGCCUCGCGAUCUCCAUCUUCCCGCACUUGAACAAAGUAUCCCGUCAGCAGUACGAGAGUCAAACAUAUCUGCGCCUACCCUGCCCCUUCCGAUGGAAAGCACUCAGAGAGCGCCGCUAUGGUUUGGAAUUCCUUCGAAGCCUUCGACAACCUCGUCCGCAAAAAGCGACAAUAGUGCCCUCGAAAGGACGUCUGUCAAACCUAUUGCGGCAGAGAAAAGUCACGUUACAAAUCCGGCCGGCGACAUCAAUGGGCAGCAGUUGAAUCUGGAGGCGAUCGCGGCCAAGGAAGGAGGGGAACAGACCGCAAUGGGCGCUUCAAAAGACACCGAGCCUGCAGCCGAGAUGGUAGAUGUCAAACCAACACCCGAGGAACUUGAGAAAGCAAGCAGUGCCACGAUGCCCCAAGUAAGGGAUGAGGAUCGUUUGGAAGGAUGCGUUUCAUUCAGUCGUUCGGAGUUACCAGCCGAAUACUGGUCUAAAGAUGCGGUGGAACGGAGAGAUUGGCGUACCAAGUUGAGAGCUGAGCAAGAGAAGGAGCUGGAGAAGAUGGGGAGGAAGCUCAUGAAAGGCCACUGGAGAGAUGAUGGUGUUGCUUUUGAUUGGGUGUUGUCGCGAAAUAAUACUGGAACAAACGGCACAGUAAAGGAUAAUGAGGCGAGAGAGGUUGUUGAGGUCGCGGGGGCCACAAGCCCAAGAGCGGGCGAGCGAUAUAGCCAGUUCGAGGAAGAGGAUUUCAUCCCAUUAGAGACUCAAACGACAGCUCGAAAGUUUAUUGAGCCUGGCGAAAUCUCGGAGCGUGCACAGAAUAGUGCCACCGCCACUGACCCAACCGUCUCUGAUGUGGCUGAUGCCCUUCCGUCUUCCUCUCCUCAGAUGCAGCAACCUAAUCCAGGAUCUCAAUCCGGAGAAAAAGUUGGGUCGGCAUCUGCGAUCGCUCUUAUUUCGGCUCCCGCGAAACAUUCCAAGGCUGAAGCGAAAUGGGGUCCUCCGAUCAUCGGUAAACCUCCUGCUACGGGCCCUAUCAAUCGAAUCUAUAAAUAUGACAUCCCUGUUCCAAAAAUCAUGAAAGCGGGAGGUCGUUUCACGCCAGAAUUUCAAGUUUGGAAGCUCCGCCAUAGGGAUGAAGCUAGCUGUUUGGAUGCCAGGGGUUGCCCUACGCGCGAGGCCUUCCUCAACCACAACACUGCUGCCGACUGCGACAUUUUGUCAAUGAAGGUUGUCCCCAUAGACAUGAGUGACCCUGACAGCUGGCCGAUGACCAUGUUCCCAGAGCAAGUUUCGGUACCUAUUCCAGCAUCCGUCAAGCUAGGCAAAGAAUUCGAAGUUUGGUCGGCGAUGAUUUGUGAGAGGGUCUCGGAGCCUGAUUGGAAGGGAAGGCCUACAAGGUGGGUGAGAUCCUUACAUACGCCAUCGUCGACUGCCCAGUUCAAAGUCAAAUGGAGGGCGAAGACGAGGGAAGAGAUUGAAAGCUACAAUGGCCCAGCAAUCUUUCCCAGCCAGGCGUCCCUCUUGAAGCUCGGCCAAAAAACGGUGGAUAUAGUGAACAACUCCUCGAGCUCGAGCAUUGCGACUCCCAAAGCGGGAACGUCAGCAAAACUCAAUCAAAGCCUUUUGGAGCAACAGAAGAAGCGAAUGUCGAGUAUGCUGGAAGCAGAGGCGGCUGAGGCCGCAAAGAGUAAGAGAAGGACGUCGGAGUCGUACUUUGAGAGGGAGUGGGAUCGUGGGAAGAGGCCUGGAUCGCCAGCAUUCAAGGAGGGAAGGUUAAGUAAGAUGCAAAAGAAGGAUAAAGGGAUGGACAAGAGCCGAGAACGGGACAAGGAGAAGGAGCGGGAAAGGGAGCGAGAGAGAACGAGGGACCUAGACCGAGAGAGGGAAGUGGAGCGAGUGAGGGAAAGGGAACGAGAGAGGGAAAUGGAUAGGGAGGCAGAAGGAGAAAAGCGGGACACGGCUUUGCAGUUGAACAGUGAAAGACGUCAAUCCCCUCCGCAUUAUUCAAAGUCUUCUAGGACUGUUGUAUCAAACAGAAUCCUGGACUUAGCUGGUGCACCACCUCCUGAAUCAGCGAUGUCGCCUUCUGCUAAUGUUCCAGCUUUGCCUCAAGUUGUGCAAAGGGCAGACUCUGAGUCGUCCUUUGCCAGAUUUGAGGUAGAAGAUGUAAUGACAGAAUUGCAUGCUUCUGAGCCGACUCAUCUAAUUCCCGAGGCCUCUACUGCCGCUCCAUCUGUAGAUCAGCCUGACCGAAGCGUUGUCGCUCCGGGCUUGUUGCCAGCACCUUCCGCGGUCUCUCACGUAACAGACUCUCACACAUCAUCCCCUGUUCCAUCUGCUCCUCCUUUUGCUACGCAAUCCGUACCUGCCAUAUCCUCGCGUCUUCAAGAGCUCCGCAAAAAUGUCCGUCAGAAGAUGACGGAAAUAUCAAAAUGGACGCACUUGUUGGAAGAUUUCCCGGAUAUGGCGGAGACGGUGAACGUGCAGAUACAGAGAACGCAAGAUGAGAUCUUCAGGUUGCAUGAUGUUAUUAGAGAGGAGAAGGCGAAAUUGCAGGAUUGAACGGGGGUUUCAAGGAUGUGAGCGUUUAGUGACGACGAGGAAAAGUGGACAACACGUCCUUACACAUUACGACCUUUGUUUCAGACAAUUUUCAUUCAUUCAUUCAUGCUCAUCAUGAACGUCUCUUUCAGGAUCGCGAAUUAUUGUAUCAUUAGCGCAAUGAUCUCAUGCAUGGUUUGGUUGGUUGUCACCGUUCGUUCUGAUGGAA
This is a messenger RNA of Cryptococcus deneoformans JEC21, 3411 nucleotides long. RefSeq names its product expressed protein. Bases 66 to 3203 code for a protein of 1045 amino acids. The record is from RefSeq and is a predicted model, not a curated record. NCBI's taxonomy places the organism in Eukaryota, Fungi, Basidiomycota, Tremellomycetes, Tremellales, Cryptococcaceae. The transcript is spliced from 3 exons.